Chinchilla lanigera (long-tailed chinchilla) is the source of this 571-nucleotide messenger RNA. RefSeq names its product glutaredoxin (thioltransferase) (gene Glrx). The record is from RefSeq and is a predicted model, not a curated record. NCBI's taxonomy places the organism in Eukaryota, Metazoa, Chordata, Mammalia, Rodentia, Chinchillidae. The coding region runs from base 68 to 388 and encodes 106 amino acids. The transcript has 3 exons.
GUUUAGUUUAAAGCUCAGAGCUGUACCUGCCUCUGGGGGUUCUUCUGAGGAGGCUGCUGCUGUCAGCAUGGCUCAAGCGUUUGUGAACAGCAAAAUCAGUCCUGGAAAGGUGGUUGUGUUCAUCAAACCCACCUGCCCCUACUGCAAAAAGACCCAAGAGAUCCUCAGACAAUUGCCCUUCAAAGAAGGGCUUCUGGAAUUCGUGGAUAUUACAGCCACCAGCAACACAGAUGAGAUUCAGGAUUAUUUGCAACAGCUGACGGGCGCCAGAACGGUACCCCGGGUGUUCCUCGGUAGAGACUGCAUAGGGGGCUGCAGUGAUUUGACCGCCUUGCAGCAAAACGGGGAGCUGGUGCCCCGGCUGAAGCAGAUCGGCGCCCUGCAGUGACUCCAGCAGAACAGACCCCGUGCUGCUGUCCUGCCUUGAGAACUGGAUGACAUGGAGAAGGAUGAUGGCAUUUCCUGGUCACGGGAUUUGGAGCAAAACCAGCCUUUUGUUUUCUUCUUUUGCCUCAGAAUUAAAAAGUAGACCACCUUGCCCUUCAUCAUGGGGCCAAGGAGGUUGAUGGAC